Molecule: messenger RNA, 1674 nt
Organism: Anisakis simplex (herring worm)
Lineage: Eukaryota; Metazoa; Nematoda; Chromadorea; Rhabditida; Anisakidae
Source: the annotation of a GenBank genome assembly
AAUUUCGACCAGUCGGAUUGGUUUAAUCUGCGUGUCGACGAAAUCGGUGAAGUGUCCGCAUUACUUCGUCAAACCAUAACAACAUAUCCACCUCUUACAAGUGAUCUCUCGGUUGAUUUUCUUUUGUAUACAGCCGAUGGUGAUUUUUUACCUCUGGAAGCAUGGCAUUUAUCAAUUCGUGAAGAAGCGGAAGGUGAUCAGGAGAAUCAGGAAGUUCAAGCGCAAGGAGGUGCGGCCCAAGGCGGCCUUGGGAUGCGGGGUACAAACGUGCGAACCCAAUUGUAUCAUCAAAUGGGAGUACUGCUGAAGUCAGCAAUGGCUGUGGCACGAGUAACACCGAUGUUUAGGUAUUACGUCAGACAUCAAUCGGCCGACACAUUUAUCGUUUUUUAUAGGGUUUAUGAAGGACAUCCGGAACUGGACUUGGGUGAGGGUCAGAAGUUGUAUAGUAUCGGUAAGCUGGAAUCGCCAUUCGGCACGAUCUCACUCGAGCUUGGCUAUCGAACGAAGAUGCAGAUCGAACGAUCGUUGAAACAUCAGCGUAGCGAUAUUAUGAAGACAUCAUCAAUCAAACGAAUCGGUUCAUUAAACAAUCAAUUAGUGAUUGGUGAAGCAAAAGAAUUGGAUGAACGAAUGAUCCAAAUACCGUUUUUGCCAUCCACAUCAUGCGUAUGCAGUUCACCAUCAAGGGAACGAUUCAGUGAAGAGAAUGAUGGAGUAUCACAAUGUGAUGAUACUUUCAGCACGUUCAGUGUCAGUCCAGCUAGUCAGAAAAGUGGCGGUUUCUCUCGAACGGGUUCAACUUCGAGUACAUUCAGUUACCGUUUCGACCGGUCUGCAUCGUCAACGUCGGAUGAUGGUUCGAUGAAAAAUGUUUUUGGUGGUCUGGGUUCGAGUCCUCGGAUCAGUGAGACUUUAGCGAGAGGUAUACCAUCUCAACCAAACAGGGAGAAGCAACCACCUCGAACAAGUUCGCUGCCAUUUUUUGCGUUGCUGACAGCGUCAACGUCGAAUGUAAUCUUCCGAAGUCAGCCCCUCGAUAAAGUACCAGAAAAUGAAGCAAUGGAUAAUACUAUGAUAAAGGCAAGUGCUGAAAAGAAAGAGACAGCCACAGCAAUGUCGUGUUCGUAUCCGUCAUCAUCAUCGCAACAAACAACACCAACCAGUGAAACGUUACGAAGUGCAAGUGAUUAUCAAAGAAAUGCAGUUGAUUCAUCUCUUUUAGAUAGCGCAGAAGUUGAAACGAUUCGUGCGAGCACAGUCAGUACAGUAAUGGCUGCAUCUUAUAAAUAUCAUGUGGCUGAGGGUGAUAGUAAUACUGAUGACGACGAUGACAGCAGUACGCAAGCGGCGACAACAAACGCCGAUAUAUCUUCGGAUGAUUCGUUUGUUAAGGUACCUUUCGGUAGUUGGCAUGACGGGGAUGGCUCAGAUUUGGGUGAUGCGGUACAUUUGUUCCGAUUGGCUUCACAGCAAACCGCGAUCGGAUUUGCGAUCGACCAACCCGACUCAAUCAAUUAUCAAUUAGCCAAAUUUGAAGCGCAGCAGUCUGUAUUCGAUCGGUUUUUGGCGGACUUGGUGCGUGUCGAGGAGAGAGAAUCAAAUAGCUUAUGCUUAAGCUAUCAACAACCAUCCUGUGCAUCACCAGCGCGAAAUAAGGCCCAAUUUUUUUGA